Molecule: messenger RNA, 3513 nt
Organism: Bufo bufo (common toad)
Lineage: Eukaryota; Metazoa; Chordata; Amphibia; Anura; Bufonidae
Gene: ITGA2
Product: integrin subunit alpha 2
Exons: 29
Coding region: 76-3288 (1070 amino acids)
Biological process (GO): cell-matrix adhesion; integrin-mediated signaling pathway; cell adhesion mediated by integrin
Cellular component (GO): integrin complex; external side of plasma membrane
Molecular function (GO): integrin binding
Source: RefSeq, a predicted model, not a curated record
ACGGGGAAGGCUGAGCUCUUAACCUUCUGCUGCCAUCCACAAGAAGCCCGGGACAGGUUUCCUCUCUGCUUUCAGAUGGACAGAAGAAAUGACAUUUCUUUGCUGCUGAUAAUCCAAGGUGUCUUCUGGAAAUUCUGCAUUCCGUAUAAUGUUGGAUUUUCAGGGAAUAAAAUAUUUUCUGGACCACCAGGCGUACAGUUUGGUUAUGCAGUGCAACAGUUUAGCAAUCAAGAUGGAAACUGGUUACUGGUGAGUUCUCCAUGGAGCGGUUAUCCUCAGAACAGGAUGGGAGAUGUCUAUAAAUGUGGUCUGAACUCACAAAUGUGUGAAAAAAUGAACUUGCCAAGUGCAACUGUAAUCCCAAAUGUUACAGAGAUAAAGAAGGAAAUGAACCUUGGGCUGACGCUGAUAAGGAAUGAAGAUACAGGUGGAUUUUUGACAUGUGGCCCCUUAUGGGCACAGCAAUGUGGAAAGAAUUAUUACGCUACAGGCGUAUGCAAUGACGUAAGUCCUACCUUCCAAGUACUUCGAAGCUUUUCUCCAGCUCUUCAAACUUGUUCUUCUUACAUCGACAUUGCUAUUGUAUGUGAUGGCUCAAACAGUAUUUAUCCCUGGCCAGCCGUACGGAAUUUCUUAGAGAAGUUUGUGGAGGGCUUAGACAUUGGACCGACAAAGACUCAGGUGAGCCUCAUACAAUAUGGGAACUACCCCAGUGUCGUGUUUAAUUUGAAUACCUACAAGAAUAAGGAAGCCAUGAAAAUAGCAAUAUCAGGCAUCAAGCAGAUCGGAGGAGAUCAGACAAACACUUUCCAGGCAAUUGACUAUACCAGACAAUAUGCUUUCUCUGCUGAAUAUGGAGGUCGGCCAAAUGCCAACAAAGUUAUGGUAGUCAUUACUGAUGGUGAAUCUCACGACAAUGCAAUGCUAAAAGAAGUCAUCUCACACUGUGAACAGGAUAAGAUUACCCGAUUUGGCAUUGCGGUCUUGGGUUACUACAAUCGAUACAAUAUUGACAGCAAGAACCUGAUCAGUGAAAUCAAAGCCAUUACCAGCGAUCCCAAGGAGAAGUUCUUCUUCAAUGUGUCAAAUGAAGUGGCUCUCUUAGAUCAAGCAGGGACUCUGGGAGAGAGAAUAUUUAGUAUUGAAGGUACGACACAAGGAGGAGAAACUUUUCAGAUGGAAAUGUCGCAAGUUGGCUUCAGUGCACAGUAUUCAAAAACUACGGCGUCACUGAUGUUGGGAGCUGUUGGCGCUUAUGACUGGAGCGGCACUAUAGUUCAUCAGAAUGCACAGAAGUUUUCCAUUUAUCCUUAUAAUGCAUUUGAGAAGGUUAUUCAUGGGAAAAAUGAAAGCUCUUAUCUGGGAUAUUCUGUGGCUGUCAUCAACAUGGCAAGAAGUGUGAAUUUUGUUGGGGGAGCCCCCAGAACCAAUUACACUGGACAAGUUGUUGUGUACAACAUAAACAGCCAGGGGAAUGUGACGAUUCUCCAGAUUCAGAAAGGAGAACAGAUCGGUUCAUAUUUCGGCAGCGUGCUCUGCUCUGUGGACGUGGACAAGGAUUCAGUGACUGACAUUUUAUUAGUGGGAGCCCCUAUGUAUAUGAAUGACUAUAAGAAAGAACAAGGUCAAGUCUAUAUGUUCACUAUCAAGGGGGGAAUCUUACAUCAGCGUGAAAACUUGGAAGGCCCUAAUAGUGUAGAGAACACCAGGUUUGGAGCUGCCAUAGCAGCACUUACGGAUAUAGAUUUGGACGGAUUUAAUGAUGUCAUUGUUGGAGCACCCUUAGAAAACCAGAACAGUGGAGCAGUUUAUAUCUACAAUGGCGAUAAAACCACAAUAAGAAAAAAAUAUUCCCAGAAAAUUCUUGGUUCCUCGUUCACACCACCCCUGCAAUUUUUUGGUCGAUCACUUGACGGGUACAAGGAUUUAAACGGAGAUGCCAUCCCAGACGUAACCGUCGGUGCCGAUGAAAAAGUCGUUCAGUUUUGGUCGCAGGGUAUUGCAGAUGUGUCUGUAAAGGUGACAUUUACUCCAGAUAAAAUUGUGCUGUCAAAUAAGAAAAGUGAAAUUACUGUGAAAAUUUGCUUCAAUGCUCGCUUCAGACCUGCAAACUCCAGACAACGAUUUGUGGCCAUAACUUACAAUGCAACACUGGAUGCUGAUCUCAUGUCAUCAAGGGUGACGUCUAGAGGGCAGUUUAAAGAAAUUGGAGACCGAUUCAUAACUAAGGCCAUUGACAUAGGCACAGAGGAAAGAUGCUUUGAGCACAUUUUCAAUGUUCAGGAGACAGCAGACUCGGAGAACGCCCUGGCAUUGCGCAUUAACAUUGCUGCCCAGAAACCAGAUAGCAGCCCCGUCUUAAAUCCUUAUUCAACGGGCUCCAGUGAAUGGUUUAUUCCCUUCCAAAAAGAAUGUGGUGAUGAUGAAGUUUGUCAUUCAGACCUUUCCUUACUAGUGGUACAGAAACCCAGUGACGUGAAAUUACCAUACAUCGUCAGUGACAAAAACAGACGGCUGAUGUUCCAAGUAACAUUGAUGAAUAAAAAGGAAAAUGCAUAUAACACAAAACUGAGGGCACUUUUCUCAGAAAACCUAUUCUUUGCAUCUUCAACUUCUCCAAGUGAUGGAACAGAGGUUUUGUGUGAAGUUGGCAAUACACAGGGAACCGUCAGCUGCUUAGUAGGAUUCCCUGUUCUCAAGGACCAGCAAAAGGUUACAUUCGAUAUUGGAUUUGAUUUCAACCUCAAGUAUCUUCAUGAUAAAGCUUACAUCUACUUCCAGGCUACAAGUGAAAGUUAUGAAGAUUUUGAGCAGGACAAUGCAGUGAAUGUAUCAAUCCCUGUAAAGUAUGACACAGAGAUGCACUUCACAAGGUCAACAAGCAUAAACUUUUUUGAGGUUUUUCCUGGGGCUAGUGUUCAAUCAACCAUAAAUCAUGUUGGAGAAAUUGGUCCAGAAUAUAACUUCACUAUAAAGAUCAGUACUGGGACCAUUCCAGUGACAUCGGCGUUUGUAACUGUGAACAUGCCAGAAUUCACAAAAGGAGGCAACCCCUUAAUGUACAUCACAGAUAUUCAAACAGACCAGGUUAAAGGAAUAAGUUGCAAUGCCGUCACCAAUCCUCUUCACAUAGGAAAAAAAGAAUACAUGAUUUCAUUCACAGAAGAGAAAUUUACGAACAUCCAGGAAUUAACUUGUGAUAUUACAAGAUGCACCACAUUCAAAUGUCUGAUGAAAGAUCUUCAGCUGAGAGAAGAUUACUUUGUCAAUGUGUCUACCAGAAUCUGAAUGGGACUUUCGCAUCUUCGUCAUUCCAGUCAUUGGAGUUAAUAGCAAGUGCAACACUUGAGACACUUAAACCCGGAUAUAUUUGUCAUCAGCAAUAGCAAGUUAUUGAUCCCGCUCACCAUCAUAAAACCCAGUGAGAAAGCUGAAGUCCCCAUCCGGUGUGGUGGUUGGAAGCGUCAUAGCUGACUCGUACUUCUCGCUGCUCUUGUGGCUGCCUUGUGGAAG